AUGUGUUUGCUGAUUUUAUACAUCCUGUUUAACAGUAAUGUGUGGGAGGCAACCGUGGAUUUGAUUUCUGAAGAAAGUGGCAAAAGCCUGAAGAAACUUCGUCCGCAUUAUCAUUUUGAAACAAAAUCGCUACCUGAUCACAAACGAAAAUCACAUCAAGAACUUAGGUUUCACUCCAAACCAAUACGGAGCGAGGAAAACAGUGAAUUAAAUCGAGAGCUCGGAAUUUGUCCCAGGAGGAAAAAUGUUGUUAUUUUAAGUCAAGGGAGGGGGGGGUCUUCGUUCCUUGGAGGAAUUUUCAACUGUCAUCCUCAAGUCAUGUACUGGUUCGAACCUCUAUUUCAUGUCGGCAAUGUUUUGAAUGUGAACGUGUUUAUGGAAAAGGAGCCAAUUUCAUACAAAGAUACUUGUUUUCAUUUAGUCGACAGUAUUUUGAGUUGUGACUUUAGUAAUAUCACCAAUGCAGUUUUAUCAGACAUUUCUACCAGUUCUUUCCGUCGUCACAGCCAAGCCCUCACUAGUGAUAAAUUAUGCCCCGGUAAAAAAACCUCUGGAAAGUGUGCACCAUUGACAAACUCUUUGCUUGGUCAGGUUUGUAAUUCUUAUAAGUAUUCUGUUAUCAAGAUUUUAAGUGGACGAUUACCAAACAACUCGCUAAAGAGCUUUCAGGAACAUUUCGUCCAACAGAACAAAUACGAUGUGAAAUUCAUCUGCUUGGUUCGCGAUCCUAGAGCUGUGGUGUUUUCUUGGGUAAAGUUGAAUUGGAUACAGGGCCACUCAAAUGCGGAAUUUCGUUCAAAUGUCCACAGGAUUUGUGAUUCAGUAAAAAAAAAUGUGCUGAUUGGCUUGUUGUCUCCCACGCCCUGGCUUAGAAACCGCUUCAAAGUAAUACGCUUCGAAGAUCUUGCAAUCGAUACCUCAAAUGUUGCACGAGAAAUAUACAAAUUCGUUGGACUUGAUUGGUCAGUGAGCGUGGAUAAAUGGAUAAAUGAUCACAGGAGAAGGAAGGGUGAAAAGAACCCGUAUUCACUGUUCAAGAAUGCUUCAACUGCUAUUAGCAAAUGGAAGAGAGAAGCUCCUGAAGAGCUCAUCAAAGGUGUUGAGGACGUUUGUGGUGGCUUAAUGAAUAUUAUGGGUUACAAAAAAUGGUGUAAAGCUGAUCGUGACAGAUAA
Molecule: messenger RNA, 1173 nt
Organism: Pocillopora verrucosa
Lineage: Eukaryota; Metazoa; Cnidaria; Anthozoa; Scleractinia; Pocilloporidae
Source: RefSeq, a predicted model, not a curated record